Molecule: messenger RNA, 159 nt
Organism: Eruca vesicaria subsp. sativa (arugula)
Lineage: Eukaryota; Viridiplantae; Streptophyta; Magnoliopsida; Brassicales; Brassicaceae
Source: the annotation of a GenBank genome assembly
AUGGAAUUUGUUGAUAUACAGUUGGCGAGAGCAACGCUUAUUCACGUUAUGGAACUUCAAAUUCAACAGCGUAAGCAAGCUGUGGAGGACAUUAAUAGGAGGAGAGAAGAGGUACAGCGAUUUCGAAAGGAUGCUUUCAUCAGUUUAGAUGGACAAUAG